CGCUCUUCAGUCCUGCCUUCAGCAACCGAUUCUUCAACGUCGGGUCGAAGGAGAAAACAGCACAAAAAUGCGUGAGUGUAUUUCAAUGCACGUCGGCCAGGCCGGAGCCCAAAUGGGCAAUGCAUGCUGGGAGCUGUACUGCCUGGAGCACGGCAUCCAGCCGGACGGACAAAUGCCCAGUGACAAAACUAUUGGAGGAGGCGACGACUCCUUCAACACCUUCUUCAGUGAGACUGGCGCUGGCAAACAUGUUCCCAGAGCAAUCUUUGUGGACUUGGAGCCGACAGUCAUUGAUGAAGUCCGUACAGGAACCUACCGCCAGCUUUUCCACCCCGAGCAGCUCAUCACUGGAAAGGAAGACGCGGCCAACAACUACGCCCGUGGUCACUACACAGUGGGUAAAGAGAUCAUUGACCUGGUUCUUGACAGGACUCGCAAACUGGCUGACCAGUGCACAGGGCUGCAGGGUUUCCUCAUCUUCCACUCCUUUGGCGGAGGAACCGGCUCCGGUUUCACCUCUCUGCUCAUGGAGCGUCUCUCCGUUGACUACGGCAAGAAGUCAAAGUUGGAGUUUGCAGUUUACCCAGCUCCUCAAGUGUCCACAGCCGUGGUGGAGCCCUACAACUCCAUCUUGACCACCCACACCACCCUGGAGCACUCUGACUGUGCCUUCAUGGUGGACAAUGAGGCCAUCUAUGACAUCUGCCGCAGGAACCUGGACAUCGAGCGUCCCACCUACACCAACCUCAACAGGCUGAUUGGUCAGAUUGUCUCCUCCAUCACCGCCUCCCUUCGCUUCGAUGGAGCCUUGAACGUGGACCUGACAGAGUUCCAGACCAACUUGGUGCCCUAUCCUCGCAUCCACUUCCCUCUAGCCACCUAUGCCCCUGUUAUCUCAGCAGAGAAGGCCUAUCACGAGCAGCUCUCUGUGGCUGAUAUCACCAAUGCCUGCUUCGAGCCGGCCAAUCAGAUGGUGAAGUGUGACCCUCGCCAUGGAAAGUACAUGGCUUGCUGCCUCCUGUACCGUGGUGACGUGGUACCCAAAGAUGUCAAUUCAGCCAUUGCCACCAUCAAGACGAAACGCACCAUUCAGUUUGUGGACUGGUGCCCUACAGGCUUCAAGGUGGGCAUCAACUACCAGCCCCCCACCGUGGUUCCUGGAGGAGACCUGGCCAAGGUGCAGAGAGCCGUGUGCAUGCUGAGCAACACCACCGCCAUCGCAGAGGCCUGGGCUCGACUCGACCACAAGUUCGAUCUGAUGUACGCCAAGAGGGCCUUUGUCCACUGGUAUGUGGGAGAGGGAAUGGAGGAAGGAGAGUUCUCAGAGGCCAGAGAGGACAUGGCUGCCCUGGAAAAGGAUUAUGAGGAGGUGGGAACCGACAGUGUUGGAGAGGAGGACGAAGGCGAGGAGUACUAGGCUGCUGGAAAGUCCAUCUGCUGAUUGCUGUAGCUCAGUGUUUAAAAAGCAAUAUUGGACUUGUAUCUUAAGUUCUGCACAUUCCAGCCAGCAAUGCAUUUAUUCCAAAUAAAACCAUGAUAAUAAUAAA
Molecule: messenger RNA, 1547 nt
Organism: Pelmatolapia mariae (spotted tilapia)
Lineage: Eukaryota; Metazoa; Chordata; Actinopteri; Cichliformes; Cichlidae
Product: tubulin alpha chain-like
Exons: 4
Coding region: 68-1417 (449 amino acids)
Biological process (GO): microtubule cytoskeleton organization; mitotic cell cycle
Cellular component (GO): cytoplasm; microtubule
Molecular function (GO): GTP binding; structural constituent of cytoskeleton
Source: RefSeq, a predicted model, not a curated record